AUGGCAGGUAGCAGUCUGGUGCUCUUAGAUGCUUUUCUCGAGAGAUUUUUCAUUGCUCCAAAAGCAAUCUGCCUUGACAUCGUCGGUGCUCACUGGAAUGUAUGGAGCUCUACAUCGACGAUCAAUCGCGUCACCUCAAUUAGAACUGCAGUUUUACGACCACUACUUGCCUUCCGCAAUCUUCGUAAGCUCGACUUCAGAGCCUACCAGAACUAUACUUUGCGAUGGGAUGAUGCUGUCCUUUUGCAGAUGGCGAAGUCUUGGCCCCUCCUGGAAGUGUUGCAUCUCAAUCGAUACGACCAUUCGAGUCGUGGAGUCACUCCCAGUGCCUUCGCCUCGCUGUUGCGGCAUUGUCCCUGUUUAAUAUCGGUUGCCAUUAUCGUGAACUGGUCUACUAUCGACGAAUGUGACGUAUCUCCGGAUGCUCCUCACCGAGGAUCUGCACACAAGGCAUUAUCUGAGGCAUUCUUUGGCAGUCCAAGGAUUCGCCAUCCGACAAGGAUCGCCGCUUUCCUUUCGGCCAUCGCGCCCAAUCUGGAGUCGAUUGUUAUAUGGGACCCCCAGUUUGGUAGGGAACAGCAAGACUCUAAAAAAUACAUCAAUAGGUGGAAAUGCGUCUGUGAUUUAAUCAAGGCUUUCUCCGUAGUCUGCGAGCAGGUCAGGAGGAUGGUGCUGAAUGCAGGCGAAGGGGUUGAUGGAAAUGAGAGUUCAUACAACCACCACGGAAUCACGCAGCCAGCUUAUGAGACCGAAAAUGGCGAUGCGGCGAUUGGUGAGGGUGACAAUGGUGAAGAUGGAGAGGUUUCUGAAGAAGAUAGUGGAAGCGAGAGUGAGUCAGAAUAUACGUCUGACGAGUCCUCGGAGGAGUGA
Molecule: messenger RNA, 870 nt
Organism: Suillus subaureus
Lineage: Eukaryota; Fungi; Basidiomycota; Agaricomycetes; Boletales; Suillaceae
Exons: 2
Coding region: 1-870 (289 amino acids)
Source: RefSeq, a predicted model, not a curated record